Molecule: messenger RNA, 1634 nt
Organism: Medicago truncatula (barrel medic)
Lineage: Eukaryota; Viridiplantae; Streptophyta; Magnoliopsida; Fabales; Fabaceae
Product: IAA-amino acid hydrolase ILR1-like 5
Exons: 5
Coding region: 311-1573 (420 amino acids)
Biological process (GO): auxin metabolic process
Molecular function (GO): hydrolase activity
Source: RefSeq, a predicted model, not a curated record
UAAAUAUUUUUGCUCAAAUUAUUUGUCGAUUGUGUUCAAGUAUAAUUUCUGAUAGCUUUCUAUACCUAAAUAUUAGGGAGAUUUACGUCUCGCUAAUAUAAUUUUUUUUUAAUUCCAUAGAAGAAAAAACAUAAGAACCCAUCUUUGUAGCUCAGCGUCAAUGUCGAUAUUGUUAGCCCGAAAACAUUACCUGAUUUCAAUUUCAGGAACUUGAAGUUGUGCUUGCCACUUCAGGAACAAGGGUCAACGAGUGGCUUGGAAGUUAAAAGAGACAAUCAAUAAUUUGGGACAGAGAAAGAGACAACAUUUGAUGGCAGCCAUUCAUGUAGUUAUUGUGUUUCUGUUAUGCACUUCCCUCUGUACCGUGGUGAAGUGUGAUGCUUAUGCUCAAGAGAUUCUGAGUUCAGCCCAGAAGGAAAAAGAUUGGUUGGUUUCAGUGAGAAGAGAGAUUCAUCAACACCCAGAAUUGGCUUUCCAAGAACACAACACAAGUGCUCUUAUCCGCAGUGAACUUGACAAACUUGGUAUACCUUAUACAUAUCCAGUUGCUAAAACUGGUAUUGUUGCUCAAAUUGGUUCUGGUUCUUCUCCCAUCAUCGCUAUUCGUGCUGAUAUCGAUGGACUCCCUUUGCAGGAACUUGUUGAGUGGGAAUACAAGAGCAAAAUUGAUGGCAGAAUGCAUGCUUGUGGACAUGAUGCUCAUGCUACUAUGCUAUUAGGGGCUGCAAAGUUGCUCAAUCAGCGCAAAGAUAAGCUUAAGGGAACUGUGAGACUUCUUUUCCAACCUGCUGAGGAGGGAGCUAGAGGUGCCUCACAAAUGAUAAAAGACGGAGUUCUUCAAGAUGUUGAAGCAAUUUUUGCUGUUCAUAUUGAUGCUACAACAUCUACUGGAGCUAUAGCAUCGAUUCCAGGGCCUUUUACAGCUGCUGGAUGCAUCUUUGAGGCAAAAAUUGAAGGCGUAGGUGGUCAUGCUGCAUUCCCCCACCAGACUGUAGAUCCACUGCUGGCUACAUCAUUGGCAAUAUUGGCACUGCAACAACUUGUCUCAAGAGAAAUCGAUCCUCUUCAUAGUCAGGUACUGUCUGUUACUUAUAUCAAAGGAGGAGAUGCAUUAAACGUGAUCCCAUCAUAUGUAAAAUUUGGAGGUACUCUAAGGAGCCAGACAACGGAAGGCAUGUACCAUUUCAGACAGCGACUAAAAGAGAUAAUUGAAGGACAGGCAAGUGUGCACAGAUGUAAUGCAUAUGUUGAUUUCAAAGAAGAGGCCUUCACGCCAUAUCCUGCUGUUGUCAAUGACAAAGAUUUACAUCUGCAUGUUGAGAGAGUUGGCCGGCUUAUGCUUGGUCCAGACAAUGUCCAUGAAGCCAAGAAGGCGAUGGUAGGCGAAGACUUUGCAUUUUAUCAAGAAGUAAUUCCUGGAGUUUUGUUUUCCAUUGGAAUCAGAAAUAAGAAAGUAGGAUCAAUUCAUUCCCCACACUCCCCAUUUUUCUUUCUUGAUGAGGAAGCUCUUUCAAUUGGAGCAGCUCUGCACACUGCUGUUGCUGAAUUGUAUCUAAAUGAGCACAGUAUUUAGUAAAACUCCUUUUGUUAUUACUGAUGUAUCAUGUAUGUACUUAAGAUUCUGUAUAUUCGAA